AUGCGAAUACUAUUACUUCUCCUUUUUAUGCUAUUCAGCAUCACCACCCACUCCCUCCCCCACUACGGCGUCUCUCUCCCCCCACCACCCACCGACCCAGCCAAACCGCCCACAUCCCCCUACUACCCAUGGAAGUCCCGACUCGCCAGCGGCGCUGACCACGUCGACAAAACCACCCUGUAUAGCAUCGCCCGCGCGGCCCACAACCAAGGCCAAACACACUUCGCCGACUAUCUAAAACACUAUCUCGGCAACACGGGUCGCGAUGCCCACGUCUCCGUCGACGAGAUGCUUUCCGCAAUGCCGCAAUUCCGCACCGAAGUGCACGAACUAGCCAAAUUCAAGGCAAAACUCGCCUACGAGUCGUUGAUGAUGACCCGACCGGACGAGGCACCCGUCGUGCCAUUUACGAGUUUCUGGCACGAGUACAUCGCGACGCCGGAUCAGAGCUGGGACUGGUUCCUAUCCGUGGGGAGUUCCGGUUCGAUGAGGGCAGACUCGCUGGGUUGCAGGUGA
This is a messenger RNA of Aspergillus niger, 516 nucleotides long. RefSeq lists its product as uncharacterized. Lineage: Eukaryota; Fungi; Ascomycota; Eurotiomycetes; Eurotiales; Aspergillaceae. The coding region runs from base 1 to 516 and encodes 171 amino acids. The record is from RefSeq and is a predicted model, not a curated record. The transcript is spliced from 2 exons.